AUGAACAUUCCCAAAACCUACUCCCGCAGCGCCCUCAUCCAACCCGUCGCCGCCCUCUGCGACGCCUUCGCCUCCGCCGCCCCCGUCCCCGUCCUCCUGAGCCACUUCACCACCAACCCGCUGCCGAUGGUACAGGAGCACGGACUGCCGAUCCUCGCGCCGUUCCUGGGCCGCACAUUCACCGGCACCGACGGGGUGGGCCGGUACUUCGAGCUGAUUUCGGACCUGCUCUCGUUCGAGAACAUGAGUUUCGACGGCGAGGAGGAGUGGAUUGUGGAUGCGGUGGCGAUGGCGGUAUGCCUGCGUGGGCGGGCGCGCUUCACCUGGAAGGAGACCGGGCAGGGCUGGGAUGAAACGUUCUGUUAUCGGAUUGGGUUGGCGGAGGAGCUGGGGCUGAAUAACAAUAACAAUAACCAUGGGAGCCGGGGUGGGGGUGCGAAAGGGCUGAAGGUGCAGGAGUACCGCGUCUGGGCGGAUACGGGGGCGGCGUAUCUAGCGCGAAUGAAUCGGUUGGGGGAGGUGCAGAGGGAGUAUGGCGGCAAGGAGACGAGGUCGUCGAUGGAGAGGAGGAGGUCAGGGCAUGGGAAUAUGAUUGGGGAGGGGCUAAGGGCUUAUGAGGGGAGGGGUUGA
Molecule: messenger RNA, 630 nt
Organism: Aspergillus clavatus NRRL 1
Lineage: Eukaryota; Fungi; Ascomycota; Eurotiomycetes; Eurotiales; Aspergillaceae
Exons: 1
Coding region: 1-630 (209 amino acids)
Source: RefSeq, a predicted model, not a curated record